Molecule: messenger RNA, 1807 nt
Organism: Cannabis sativa
Lineage: Eukaryota; Viridiplantae; Streptophyta; Magnoliopsida; Rosales; Cannabaceae
Exons: 2
Coding region: 299-763 (154 amino acids)
Biological process (GO): proteolysis
Molecular function (GO): cysteine-type peptidase activity
Source: RefSeq, a predicted model, not a curated record
AAGCAGUUGAGCUUAUGGUAAUGUUGCUUUUGUGUUGUUUUUUGGUUGUGUAAAGGUUGUUAUUUUUUAACCAUGCUCUAAUUCCUUUUUAAUACCAUAUAUAAACAGAUGUCUUCAGAUGGAAUUGGUGGUGAUCCUUGUAAACAGAUUACAGUUUCUGAAAAUGUUGAGGUUACGGAUCGUCGUCUUGUUUGUUUUGAGGUAUAUUUUUUUUUUUUGGGUUGUUUUUUAGUUUCUUCAUACUUUUUGUGUUUAACACUGUCUAUUUUCUUUAAUUUUUCUGGAAAAAAUAUAUUAGAUGGGUGCAACAGGUCUCAAUGUUGAUUAUAACAUUGAACUUGAAGAUGACCCAAUUCCCGUUGAAGAAACUCCUCUUGUUGACAAGAGGAAAUCUAAGAAACCCAUAGCGCUGACGUCUCCGUUUAUGGAGUAUGACUCUUCCAUUUCUAGUUCUAAAGAUGGUUCUGGUUAUGGAGUUGUUAAGUAUGUGGCUGGGUUGUGUCCUCUCGAUGAUAAGAUUGGUGAAGAUGUAGAACAUAAAGACGAGAUUGAUUUUGACUUGUGGCUUGGUGAAGGACGCCGAUCGAAGAAAGAUCCGCAUGAUAAGGAGAAGGUUUACUUGAAGGGUAAGGAUAAGAUUGUUCCCCCUUUUCGUUUUGGCGUGGAAGAUGUUGCAACCAAGAUGUGGUUCCACAAGCUUGCAUAUCCUGGCCAAUGUUUGACUAAUUUUCUUUUGAUUUUUUUCAAAAAUUUCAGUCUAUAGUUUUAUUCAUGUUGUUUGUUGGUUGUUUUUUAGUUGUUGAAAUAUAAUUCAUUUUCUGAUUUUCCAACAUUUCUCAUUUUUUAUUGUUCAGCAUCUGGACAUCAUUUUUUACUAUCUACGUAAAAAAGGAAAGUAUGCAAAGGAGCCAAAGGUUAAGUUCACAACCACCGAUUGCUUAUUCUUCAAAACCAUUCAUGCUUUGUAUGAAAAAUUUAUUGCACAGAAAAAAAAUCUUUCUUUGAUAACUGCCCAGCAUGCCAUUGCUGAUUAUAUAAGAGGUAGAAAAAUGUUAUGUGGUUCCCCUUGGCAUUUGUGCGAUCAUGUUUUCUUUAUCAUCCAUAUGGAGACUGAAUCACAUUGGAUUCUUGGUCGAUUGAAUAUUGAGGAAAGGCGUGUGUACAUGUACAACUCCUUGUCGACUGCUAUGAAAGAUAGUGCUGCUAUCAAAGCUUGUCAGCCAUUUGCGGUGUUGUUGCCCCACUUUUUUGCUUUGUUUGAUGAGUUCAAAAAGGAAAACAAACCGGUUUGUUUAGACCCUUUCGAAGUUGUUAAGGUUGAUGGUUUGCCUCAACAAACCUCGAAGUAAGUUGUUUUUAUUUUUUAUUUUCAAAUGUUUUUAAAAUUUGCAAUGUUAUUGUCCUUUUCUAAGUUUUUCUGCUGUUGUUUUUUGGUUGUUUUGCAGUGACUGUGGUUGUUUCGUUGCAUCGUUCGCCGAAUACUUUAUUGAUAUGAAACCGAUUCCUCCCAUAUUUGAUGUUGAGAAACACCGUGAUAGGCUUGCUGUGUUGUUCUAUAAGUACGCUCGCAUGAAAGAAGUGGAAUUUAUUGAUAGUGAAGAUGAGGCUCCUCCGAAGGGUCCAAAGAAGAAUUUGUCUUAGUUAUCUAUUGGUUGUUGUUGGAAAUACUACUUUUUUUUAUGUAGCUUUUGUUUUUCUAUUACCAGAUUAUGUUCAUAAUCAUAGACAAGUUGUUGUUUCUGUCAUGUUUUUUUCUUAAUUGGAAUUGGUUUUUAAUUUGUUCAUAUUUUUGGAUUUUUAAUCUUUA